Amborella trichopoda is the source of this 1291-nucleotide messenger RNA. RefSeq names its product embryo defective 1273. The record is from RefSeq and is a predicted model, not a curated record. NCBI's taxonomy places the organism in Eukaryota, Viridiplantae, Streptophyta, Magnoliopsida, Amborellales, Amborellaceae.
UCAUUCAUUCUGUGCGAACCCACUAUCAUGGAAAAUUUCAUAUGCACUUCCAAAUUCCCCUCUGCAAAUACGGAAUGAUUGUGUUUCUUAGCAGUGCUUGCCAAGUUUGAGGAAACCCCAUUUGCUUCUAAAGAGGAAAUAACCCAUCAUUUGUGAAGAAUGGCGCUUCCAACGCCAUUACAGCUUCUUGAGCCACCCCAUAUUUCCAUGAAAAUGGCGUCUAAAGUCCCUUCUUCUGGUUUUCGCUUCAAGGGAUGGUCAGCUAAUUCUCGUUAUUUUCUAUCCACUUCUCUUGUAUUUCAACCCUUGUAUUUCCGACACCCUAGACAUGCUAUUCGAUCAUCCAUGAAUAUGGUUGCAAGCGAUUCUGGAGAUUCCAAAAAGAUAAAGUUAGAUCAGGCCAUUGGUGAAAUCCGAAAGGUUUGGGAAAGUUUUCCUGAGCCUAUAAAAAUCUUCCCAUGGAAGAAAGCUUUUGUUAAUUAUGUCCAACUUAUUGUGGGGAUAAUAUAUGGGGUAGCUAAAUUUCUGUGCAUACCAUUACUAGCAGUUUCAUCACUAAGCGAGAUGUCCUACUGUGCACACGAGCAGAAGAUGACCCUUAUACCCCUUCCCCUAUUGGCUGGGAUUUUUGUGGCAGGGGUACUGAAGGAAGCUUCAGUGGAAGUAUCCAAAGAUCUCCAGGAAGGAGAUUUUCCCUGGCAUCUAGUUGCUAUUGGAGCUUUUUUCACAUUGCUCAAGCUUCUUGGGCCAUACUAUCCUUAUUGGGGGCGUAUACUUAUUCCACAUUUUGCAAAUGGUGGGCUUUGGAGAACUCUUUGGUUUGUUCGUCUUUGGUACUCAAGUACCGAAGGCAAAACUAAAACCACCUCAGAGAUAUCUUGAGCUGGAAGUCAAUUUUGGAGAGAACUUUUAACUUCGUUUGUUUGGAAAAAGCUGUUGCAGUCUUCUUCUAGGAUAUGCUUUGGAUAUUAUCUCACUAGAAUCAGAUGAGGGGUAAGGCACUUUGAAAUUUGUCUAUUAUUUUGCACAUGUGGCAGUUUCUCUAAAUAUUUGUCAGAAUUUUGUGCCUGUGAGGAAGAAUUGGGUUCCAUUUACUUGUGUUAAAAAGAAUAUGGGACUUCAAGUGUUUCUGCGAUGAAGGUGACAUUUUUCAUGUUAAUAGUCUGCGAGUUUUUAUUUGGGAAAGCUCUGAGCUUUGUAGGUCCUCUGGGGUUGUGUUGUAUGGUUGAAUAACUGAGAGGUUCUUGUUUAAUUCUUGAAGAAAAUGGAUAUCUCUUUGCCCUUUUUUUAA